Molecule: messenger RNA, 4365 nt
Organism: Dipodomys spectabilis (banner-tailed kangaroo rat)
Lineage: Eukaryota; Metazoa; Chordata; Mammalia; Rodentia; Heteromyidae
Gene: Resf1
Product: retroelement silencing factor 1
Exons: 1
Coding region: 175-4365 (1396 amino acids)
Cellular component (GO): nucleus
Molecular function (GO): histone methyltransferase binding
Source: RefSeq, a predicted model, not a curated record
CAUCCAGCCUCGCAGCCACUGCUGAACAUCCCAAAUUAUACAACUCAACUCUUAGAUACUAAUGUGCAGAACAGGAUCCCUGUAUCCCCACAAACUUCUCUCGAACAAAGAACUUAUACAAAUGUUUCUGGACCCCAACUCCCAAAUCUUAAUUUGCAAAAGUCAACCGGCAUUAUGCACAAUGUAUGGUUGAAUUCGCCCAUGACAAUUUCUCUGCCUUAUUCAGAGGUAGCUGUAGCUCAUCAAACUAACUUGGGAACUAAAAUGCCUAAUGUCCACACCCUACAGGGUCACAUUGUCCCAGCAGAAAGUUAUACCGCGCAACUACAAAUGGCUCCUUCAAGUUCUUUAAGAAGUUCUGUAUCUGUUCAAGGAAAUGAGAGAAUGAACCCUUCGCUAUUAGAUGCACAGCAGUAUGUGUCUCCUGAGCUGACAUACCCAGAUUACAGGCCACUUCCAAAGCAGUACUCCCAUUCUACUCCACAGGCCGUAGUACAAGAACCCAGUAUUCAGAAACUAACCCCUACGCCAUCUACAUCAUUGCAAGUUCAAAACAGCCUGCUUCCAGUUCCUACACAGACUAUACAGCCAAUGGAGACUGUAGCUAUAACAACCUACCAGUGUACUGCAGAGAAAAGACCCCUGCCCCCACCCUACCAACGUCAUUACAGAAUCCAGCCUCUUCCUAGAGCUCAGCCUGUUAAUAAACAAUUGUCCUCAGUGGACGUCUCCCCAAAUCCAGACGUCGCCUCCUAUGGAAAUGGGAAAGACUUAUGUAAAGGCCUUCCUCAGCAGUGGCAAAGCACUAAUGAAAAUAGACACACACAUGAGAAAUUAUAUAAUUGGCAAGUAAAUAUCAAUGUCAAGCAGCCUUUUAAUGAGCCAGUGGAAUCUGUGGUUAGUAUGCAGACGCUCCCUGCAAGUAAUCAAGGGCGAAUGGAUUCUUACAUCCCAACUUCAGGUCAAAUAUUGAACUCCAAUGAUGUCACAAAAGAAAAAAUUGUGCGGGAUUUUAAAUCACUGGUAGAAAUAAAAAGGAAGUUUUCAGAACUUGCAAGGAAAAUUAAAAUUAAUAGACAUCUUUUGAAGGCAGCAAGUAGUAAAACUGAGAAUACCAUGUACACUGGGCCACCUCGGCCUUCUGAAUUGUCUGCCAGAGCCAUGCCUGCUAAAAGUGAUGGCAACUGUUCCAUGGAACUGCUAGCCACGUGCCUUUCUCUUUGGCAAAAGUCACCUGCACAAGCAACAGAUGAAAGUGCUUCAAAGCUUUCCAUGGAAAACCAGAGUGUUGUACCCACCACAAGCACAGCAGUUGGAGUCUCCGAGCCUGUGAAAGAAGUUCCUGGGAAGAGGCUUGCUUUGGUUGAGGGAAAUUCUCACAACAAAAUGACCAGCCCUUCCCAAGUGACAGCUUUGUCCUUGGUCAUGACCCCGAGCUUUGAGUCCCCUGCUGUAAACACAAAGGGAACAGAACCUCAGGUUGCAGUGGUUUCACCCUUAAUUCUUAGUCAGGACAAAAACUUGUCUGUCAGAGGAGUGGCACUGGAAUCCCCAAGCGAGCCAGUCUAUCCAGUUAUUAAAGAAGGAAGCAUCUGUAGCUUACAAGAUCAACUAGCACAGAAUACAAGAAUACCUGCUGUUACACAUGUUGAUGUGAGUGGUUCAGGAGCAAGUGGAUUGAGCAGACAUUUCUCACUUGAGAAGGAAAAGCAGAAUGAAACAGGUAGUGGGAAGUCACAAGACCCACCUAAUACUGAUCUGAGUAAACUCUCACAAAUUGAGAAGGAAAGGCAGAAUGAACCAGGUAUUGCAAAUUCAGGAGACCCACUCAAUGCUGAUUUGAGCAAACUUCUUUCAUUUAUUGAGAUGGAAAAGCAGAAUGAUCAAGGUGUUGGGAAUUCAAAAGAACAACUUAAAGCCGAUCUAGGAAAGCAGUCUCCUAUGGGUGAUCAGCAAACUUUGUGUAAAUCAAAGCACAGUUCUUUUGUGAGUUGUGAUAUGUUACAGAUUGGAAAUAUUUGUUCUCUUGUUGAAGGUAAUGUAGCUUAUGAUUCCCAAAUAGCAAACAUGUUCAAAUCUUCCCAUUUGAAAAAGAUUGAGGCACAUGAAAUUUCUCCACCCUGUCCACAAAUAAUCAAUUGUGAACAGCAAAAAGUACAUCAUGCCUGUGAGAAGAAAAACUUUGAUUUCCAAAAAGAGCAGUUUGUACCCAGCUCAGAUAAUCUUCAUCAAAUAACUGACCAAUCAAAGUCUCAAGAGCCAUCACCUGGUCAGAAUGGUGAUGCAAACAGAAAAGCUGAAGAGAAAAACGUGGACUGUACUACUCAGGAAGGCCCACCUCAGGACAUGUGUUACUCAUCUCCUAUUCAGCCAAAUACUUCUUCUCAGGAAACCCUUGCAUCUGGCAGUAAUAUUGCCAAAGAUCCCACAAUACACGAGAGUUUCGAUGAUUCUGUCUCGUACCUGCAAGACCAACUAUCCGAACUUUUAAAAGAGUUUCCCUAUGGCAUUGAAGCCAUGGACACACACAAAGGGUUUGUGGACCAACAAAAGACAGCACAAGUCUCAGACAAUCAGAAUGUCAGUAAAAUGGCUUCUUGCCCUAAGGAGUCUACAGAUCAAAUACAGAUAACCAUCUUAAGCUCAGAGCAGAUGAAAGAGAUAUUUCCUGAAGAACAAGGUCAACAUUGUGUAGUUGAAAAAUUAGAAGAACCUCAGAAAGAAAAGUCUUUAUCACAGGCAGAGAACCAAUGUGCCUCAGCAGCACCCAUGGGAGAAAAAAGUUGUGAAAAUAGGAUGAACAAAUUAGAAGAAGACAAAGUCCACUGCUGUGCUCUUGGCUGGCUCUCAGAACUUUAUGAAGGAGUGCCCCAUUGUCAAUGUAAAGACAGUGAGAGCCCCACUAAACAGGAAGAUGAGGGGAAAGGUCAGUGUUCACCUUCGAGAAUUAGCACCUGUAAAGAAGGGGAGAGGGCCCCUGAUGAAGAUGUCACUAUUAUUGAAUGUAUUAGUGUUUCAAAUAAGUCUAAGACUCCUCUCACUCCAAAGCCUCAGAAAAGUCAUCUUCUUGAAUUACUCAGCAAUGGACAAAAAGACACGUCCAGAAUAAAAAAGAGCCCACAGAGGACAGCAAAAGAAUUACCUGAUCACGUUUCUUCCAGGUGUGAUGGUGACAAUCAAAAGCAUGCAACAAAGAAACAGGACAGCUCAGUAAAGAUGAGACCAGAAAGGACUGAUCACUCUUCAUCUAAAGAUGACAAAUUAGAUCCCUUGCAAGGUCAGACAAGAAAAGUAAAAUGGAAAUUCCAUAACAGCACUGUUAACACCCAUGGUAAAGUGAUAAGCUGUAAUGGGCCAGGUUUGCAGGAAAAGCUACCAAAGAACCACACCCCACAAGCCUCACAGACAGCUCCCGCCCUGAGUAAUCCACAGAAACCAAACAGUUCCUCGGUGCAAUCCACAGCACCAUCAGAAAAACUAAAGUUCCGUGCUGGUGGUUCUAAAGUAAAAUAUCUGGAGAAAAGGAAGUUAAACCCAGGAAGCACAUCGGAUCUGGAAAGAAAGAAAAAAAAAGUGGAUCACCAGGAGCAUGGCCAUAAUGUGGAAAGUUCACCAAAAUUAGGUAAUGUUUUAUCAAGCCAAAACAAAAAGGCCAGUGAGCAAGAGAAGGAAUCCAAUCCAAUGUCCUCGAAAAGUAGAGUCAUCACAGUGCAGGAGUAUUUGAAAAGGCAGAAACAGAAACAGAUGAUGGAGGGUAAGUCCUCCAAGAAAACUUGUGUGGAAGGCGCACCAUCUGAUCCUCAAGCUUCGAGGUCCAGUAAAUGCUCCAUGCAAGAAGGGGGCAGUGAGAAACCAAGUGAGAGUUGCGACAGUCUUUCCAAAGAGCUGGUCAAUAUUUUGCCAAGUCAGGAUAACCUUAAGAUCCACCAUCCCCCUAAGGAGUUGAAAAGACAAAUCUCAAGAAAUGUAAAAGAAAAAGUUGCUGGGAAGGAGCUCGACAAAACAUGUCUUGAUAAAAAUAAAUUAGAAAAUACCUUGAGCAUUAGAAGUAAGGAAGCAAGGGCCAGCCCAAGGACUCUGCAAGUAAAGGAUCGGGGGAAAAGGUACCUGAACCGCGUGGCGUAUAAUUGCACAGAGGGAGAAAGCAUUUGUCUCACCAAAUUGGACAGCCUGCCACAGAAGCACCCUAAAGACAAGCUGAUUCAGGAACCCAAACCAAAGGCUCUCUUUCCUGGAAAAUCUAGCGUGUUGGAGUUUAAAUUAGGCCCAGAUUUGCUGUUAAAGAAUACAAGCUCUGCUGAGGAACACAAAGACUUGAAUGCCUGUCCUAGGAAAGAGCAGGCCCCUGUGCAAGGUCCAGUAUGA